AUGUCAAAGCCCGACGAGUCCAAUCCGGAUAAUGUGACGGCGGUAGCAGAGGUAGGAGAUUUGGAAAAUCAGACGACGGAGGUGGCCGGCGGCGGAGUAUCCAACAUCGUGCGGCGGUGGCAGAGGGAAGAUCUUCUCAAGAGGAGCUCCUUGGCUCUACGCUGCAUCGGCUUGGUUUUCUCGCUGCUGGCUUUCGUUAUAAUGGUCACCAACAAGCAUGGCGAUUGGAGAGAUUUCGAUAAAUAUGAAGAAUACAGGUAUGUGGUUGCCAUAGCAAUUUUGUCGACGCUGUACACCGGAUUUCAAGCUUUCCGACAGAUUUACGAACUUUCCACCGGUAGAGAGGUGGUUUCCCUGCCGUAUGUUGGGAUGAUUGAUUUUUUCGGCGAUCAGAUUGUGGCAUACUUGCUGAUAUCAGCUGCUUCAUCAGCAGUACCUCUGACGAACAGAAUGCGAGAAGGUGCGGAUAACAUAUUUACGGAUGCAUCAGCUUCGGCAAUAAGCAUGGCAUUUUUCGCGUUCCUCUCAUUGGGUUUGUCCGCUCUUAUUUCCGGAUACAAACUCGCGCAUCAAACGCACAUUUGA
Messenger RNA from Striga hermonthica, 585 nucleotides. The record is from the annotation of a GenBank genome assembly. Lineage: Eukaryota; Viridiplantae; Streptophyta; Magnoliopsida; Lamiales; Orobanchaceae.